AUGUAUUCAGAAGAAGUUCUAAGUGGCGUUCAAGAUCAAUGGAUGGAAGAUAUCAGAAAAAAUCCAGCAUUCUUAAUGACCAUCAAUCCAAAACCAAUGGCUGAACUCUCACGACCUCGAUUGUCAUGUGACGAUGUUCACCGCUUUAAUCAUCUAAAUGCAGAAUAUGAAAGAUUUCUUUCUUCGAUUGGAGCACCAAAUUAUGCACCUGAAAUAUCACCAAUGAAAACAAAAGCCAGUACAUCGAGAAAGUCAUUUGGAAAUCAACUGGAAGCAAAAAACUACCCACCGAUUAGCCCAUUGUCAUGUGAUGCGUAUCUUCAUUGCUUUAAUCAAUUCAAUGCAGAACAUGAAAAAUAUCUUCCUUUGAUUGGAGCACCAAAUUAUGCGCCUGAAAUAUCACCAAUGAAAACAAAAGCCAGUACAUCGAGAAAGUCAUUUGGAAAUCAACUGGAAGCAAAAAACUACCCACCGAUUAGCCCAUUGUCAUGUGAUGCGUAUCUUCAUUGCUUUAAUCAAUUCAAUGCAGAACAUGAAAAAUAUCUUCCUUUGAUUGGAGCACCAAAUUAUGCGCCUGAAAUAUCACCAAUGAAAACAAAAGUAAGUACAUCGAGAAAGUCAUUGGGAAAUCAACUGGAAGCAGAAAACUACUCAUCGAUUAACUUAUCUGAAUCAGAAAUAGCAAGCAGUUUAUCAGGAAAGCAAAUAAUUAAAUCCCCAACAACGACAUCGAGAAGCUCGUCGGUUAAUGAAGUGACAACAAUCUCAUCAAAAAAGUCAGCUCGAUUGGAAGCAGUAAUAAGCGCAUUGAGAAAAUCAUUAGCUGAAUCACUACCAAGCUUGUCGGAAACUGAAGCAACAACCAUCAUGUCUGAAAAGGAAGCAACUGAAUCAACUGAACCAAAAGCCAGCUCGUCAAGAAAUUUAGAAUCAGCAGAAGUUAACUUGAAUGCUAUGUCAAUACCUAAACAUGAAAUCGAAUGUGACAUUGAAACCUUCUUAGUUCAUCACACCAAAAACUUCUUCAGCAAGACGGGAACAAGUUUAAAAAGCAAUUACCGCAAGAAAUUCGGUUUUCGUCAAUUGAUGGAAACGAAGGACUCAGCAUUAUAUCCUUCAAAUCCCAGAAAUACUACAAGGCAGCGUACAAUUGCUGAUGCAUCGAAUUCAUCUGUGGCUUCAGUCAAGGACAAAAUGUAUUCAGAAGAAGUUCUAAGUGGCGUUCAAGACCAAUGGAUGGAAGAUAUCAGAAAUAAUCCAGCAUUCUUAAUGAUCAACAAUCCAAAACCAAUGGCUAAAGUCUCACCACCUCGAUUGUCACCUCGAUUGUCAUGUGAUGAGUAUCUUCAUUGCUUUAAUCAAUUCAAUGCAGAACAUGAAAAAUAUCUUCCUUUGAUUGGAGCACCAAAUUAUGCGCCUGAAAUAUCACCAAUGGAAACAAAAGCCAGUACAUCGAGAAAGUCAUUUGGAAAUCAACUGGAAGCAGAAAACUACUCAUCAAUUAACUUAUCUGAAUCAGAAAUAGCAAGCAGUUUAUCAGGAAAGCAAAUAAUUAAAUCCCCAACAACCACAUCGAGAAGCUCGUCGGUUAAUGAAGUAACAACAAUCUCAUCAAAAAAGUCAGCUCGAUUGGAAGCAGUAAUAAGCGCAUUGAGAAAAUCAUUAGCUGAAUCACUACCAAGCUUGUCGGAAACUGAAGCAACAACCAUCAUGUCUGAAAAGGAAGCAACUGAAUCAACUGAACCAAAAGCCAGCUCGUCAAGAAAUUUAGAAUCAGCAGAAGUUAACUUGAAUGCUAUGUCAAUACCUAAACAUGAAAUCGAAUGUGACAUUGAAACCUUCUUAGUUCAUCACACCAAAAACUUCUUCAGCAAGACGGGAACAAGUUUAAAAAGCAAUUACCGCAAGAAAUUCGGUUUUCGUCAAUUGAUUGAAACGAAGGACGUAGAAUUAUAUGCUUCAAAUCCCAGAAAUACUACAAGGAAGCGUACAAUUGCUGAUGCAUCGAAUUCAUCUGUGGCUUCAGUCAAGGAGUCAGAAAAAUCAACAGAUGAAGAGUCGCAGCUCGAAAAUCCUCCAAAGAGAAUCAAAUUAGAUUCUGGUAGUACUCAAGUUACAAGCAAGCAAGUCCAGAAGGAAGUGAACAUAUUUGAAAAAGAAGCAACCUUCCAUAUUGUGUUCCGUGCUAAUCGAUUGAAGGAACUGAAGAAUACAAAUGAAAAAUCCAAAAUUGAUGUCUCUUCAGCUCAAUUACCUGCAUUUCCUUUAAUGCGUCGCACUUUUCCAAGCCUUACAGAACGAACUGAAAAGGAACAGAAGAAAAGAGAUAAAAACACUGCAGCAGCAUCAAAGUCUCGUGCGAAAAAUAAAAUUUAUGCUCAGAAUUUGGAAGAAGAAGCAUUUGAAGCAAUGAAGGAAAACUUCGAAUUGAAACGCAAAGUUGCAUUCCUGAGAGCUCAAGUCAACUCCACAUUGAAGAAACAUGGAAAGAAGGAAGUCAACUUCAACGAACUCUACGAAAGCUAUUUGGAAAAAAUGAUGAAGAAGACAGCUUCAGAAGUUUCAGAAGAAUGA
This is a messenger RNA of Clunio marinus, 2574 nucleotides long. Lineage: Eukaryota; Metazoa; Arthropoda; Insecta; Diptera; Chironomidae. The record is from the annotation of a GenBank genome assembly.